AUGAGGACGUCCGUUCUUUUCGCGCUCAGCGGCUGCGCUGCCACUGCCCUAGCGCAAGUUCAUCUACCGUUCUCACAUCGAUCUCAGCCGAAGGCCAGUAGCAAUGUCGGAACCAGGGACGAGGCGGACCGUCGAUCAGUUUCUGCGAUGGAUGUUUACGUGACGGAUUGGAAUUAUUUGGUCAACGCCACUGUCGGUUCACCGCCACAAGAUCUUUCCUUGAGAGUCUCCGUGCAGGCUGAGUACACCUGGGUCCCAAACGCCAAAUAUUGCGACUACUACAACUACAGCGACUAUUACGAUUCUUCCUCCACCAGGAGUGCCUAUUACCUCGAUUCAUAUUCGUGCAAAUACGGUGCUUUCCAGAGCAACGAGUCAUCCACCUACGUCAACCCCGGCACCGAGGACUUCAGCACCAGGUACUCGGUCGGCCGAGCUCAGGGAGAAUGGAUCAGCGACACAUUAGGCGUGGCCGGCAGCCAGAUAUCUAAGAUGAUCAUGGGCUACGUUCAAUCGGCAGAUGUAUUGAUCGGUGUCCUGGGACUGGGCUUCAACACCACCGGCGGUGCGCAAUCCACCGCCAGCCCGAGCAGUACCUCCAAUUAUCCUACCGUUCCUGAACGCUUGUUACAAGAUGGUCUGAUUAGCUCCCCUGCGUAUAGUCUCUGGCUCAACGAUGCAUCUGCCGAGGCUGGGAAUCUUUUGCUGGGCGCAAUCGAUACAUCAAAGUUUGAAGGCCCUCUGAUCCGUUUCUCAGUGCGCACAACGGGGACAUGGUCGACAAGCAGGCGAUUUGACACCUUUAUCACGUCCUUCAAUGGAAGCAAGUCGGAUACAGGUGACCUACAGCCUCUCGGAGGAUCUUUGCGCCAACAAACCGACGCAUAUGACACCUCGAAUCUGGUCCUUCUCUCGCCAGAUGCUGCUUUAUCAGUGCUACCCGACGACAUAGCCUUGGAUCUCUGGGCUCUCGCUGGGGCUUCAUGGAACGAUGACCUUGGCUACGCGAUCAUUCCCUGCACCGCGAACACCACCAUGGGUCGCUUGGCCGUACAGCUCUACGGGCCGGAGGGACCUGUGUUGAAUGUAGCUCUUGCCGACCUCGUGGUGUCUCAAGAUGCUUGGUCCCAUUCGGAGUGGUCUUGGGAGACUGAGUCGGCCUCCGAGUACUGCUUGUUCGGAGUGCAGUCGGAGAAUUCCACCUCGACAUACACGUCUCCUUCCUAUCCUUACUCCUUGGGCAAUGCAUUCCUUAAAAAUUCCUACAUGGUAUUUGACCUGAUCAAUGAAGAGAUUGGCAUUGCAAAGACGAAGUUUGGCAGCACGCAGACGGAAGACCUCAUUCCGUUCUCAAGCUACGGAGCCGAGAUCCCCGCGUCGACGAGCGUCAUGCCGAACUGGUGCUCAUCUACCUCGUCUCAAUGUCGAACAGGUGAUUCGGGCUCGGGCUCCGGAGACGGAUCCUAUGGCGGUGGUACAACCUACCUGGGCGAUGGCUAUUACCCCGGACACCUUCCACUGGAGGCAAACCUGGCCAUCGGCCUCAGUGUCGGUGUCUUCUGCACUAUGGUCAUGGGUUUGUCUAUCUGGGCCAUCAGGCGAGGCCGCCGCAUCAGGAAGGCGCAGAAAGAGCUGGCUGAGAAGCAAGUUGAUUUGGAACCCGGCGGGGAGACACGGGUCGGGGCUGCCGAUGGAAACGCGAGCAACUUGGCUCAAGAAGCCUCGCAUCCUCAACAUCCGCCAGUCGCAGUGACUCGAGAUCCUUCUGUAACAGAUGCAGCUGCAGAGCAACGUGCUACUGGAACUGUGGGAACUGCCAAGUGA
Colletotrichum fioriniae is the source of this 1824-nucleotide messenger RNA. The record is from RefSeq and is a predicted model, not a curated record. Lineage: Eukaryota; Fungi; Ascomycota; Sordariomycetes; Glomerellales; Glomerellaceae.